CAAACCAAAAUUGAGAAAACUCUCUUGGAAAAGUUCCAAUACUUUUAAAUCUUUGAAUCAAAACCAACCCGAAACUAAAUUGUAACCGGCCAAUAAUCGGCCUUCACGAGGGAGUCGUCUCACUUCUCAGGUCCGAGAAUUUUGUAGGCAUCAAUAUGCUUUAGCUUAACUAUACAUGCAAUCCCUAUCUCCAAACCAAGACGAACUCUGAUCUUUAUGAUCAUGGAAAGCAAAACCUUUGAAUCUCGAGAUCCAAAGCUGGAAGACAGUUUCUCAUUUAGCAGCUGCUACGAUUUCAACUCCUCUUCCUCUCUCACUAUCUUAUCCGAUAACGAUCAGACAGACGAUGACGAUGAAGACUCGUUUAUCGAAAUUUCUCUUGACCCCGCACAUCUCGGCGAUGGUGAUCUUGGUGGCGGCCGUGGAGUAGAGGACUGCGAUGAUGAUGAAAUGGAGCAUCUUAGAUCGUUUUCAUCCGGCGUUUUCCUUCCCACCGAAACAAAAACCUCGGAGUUAUGCGAGUCUGUAACUUCCUGUACAUCGUCUUUGUCGUCGUCGUCUUCGUCGGUGUAUACUUUCAGCUCUUCCUCCACGGAAGAAGAAAGUCAGCGGAAUUCACAGGUGGAGUCGAAGCUUUGUAAUUCUAGAAUGCAGAAGACUAUUAGAAGCAAGGUAUUGUUUCCGGCAGUCAACCGCUUCGUCAAUACGUUCACUUCCAGUUUCAGGGAAUCGUCGGAGAUUGACCAAGGAGAUGGCCGUUUGCCAGACGCCAACCAGUUGGACCUCGCAGCCAGCAGCACAAGCAAACCAUCAAAGAUAACAACAACUACAAUAACAAUAAACAAUGGCGCCAUGAUGAACUUCUUUACAAUAUUUCGAGCGCUGAAAGUCAGAACAUUACUAGCAUCAUUUCUCAAGGCCUCCAAGGCAAAGUCUACGAAUGACAAGGGAAAAAUACGAGAAAAGACAAUGAUCUGGAGCUAUAACCAGAGCCUAACCAAGCCAACAAUGGACAAGGGUUCAAUGGAAACGAAGCAAGGAAAGAGAUCAAGAGUGUUAGAACUGAACUUGGACUCCAUUAGAAGGGUCUUGGAAGCCAUGAAUAUUAGGAACAUUGGUCGCAGAGAAAGAAGAACAAAAAGCUGCCCUGGUUCAACUAAGUCCUCUCCAAUUCACCAGCGAUUUCCCUCUGAAAAUUAUACAAGUUCAUCAGCUGCCACUGAUAACAAUAUUCAGGCAGCUAUUGCUCAUUGUAAGAGAUCAUUCGGCCCAGAUGAUUAAUGUUUUAUUUUUUUAGCUUCUCUAUUAUAUAUAAUUUCCAUUACAAAUGCUCUCAAUAAAUUAAAAUCCAUUACAAUGAGAGUUUUGACAUGCAUUGUGUUCUGCCCUCCCAAUUAAUUGCCCUGAAUUCUCUUAUUAGCUCAAGUUUGAACUCUUGUAUGCCAACAAUUAAUCAAAAUUUGCUUGCUCUUAA
Hevea brasiliensis (rubber tree) is the source of this 1474-nucleotide messenger RNA. Its product is annotated as probable membrane-associated kinase regulator 1. The coding region runs from base 217 to 1281 and encodes 354 amino acids. The record is from RefSeq and is a predicted model, not a curated record. Lineage: Eukaryota; Viridiplantae; Streptophyta; Magnoliopsida; Malpighiales; Euphorbiaceae. The transcript is spliced from 2 exons.